AAGCCACUUUCCAUUUAAGGUCCAUAAAUAAUGGAGUUGGAAGACGCGAUGACGCAACAAACGUGUAUCUUAAUCUUUAUGCCCUCAUCACCUCCAAUGUAAUUGAGCUAGUACGGGCAGGUGAGCACUUAAAAAAUGCCCUCUAAACUCAGCUUUAGUCAGUAUGGUCAUGUUACAGACACUUCACCACAUGGUGACUCUUAGUUGCUAUUGAUCAUUGGCCAAAAACCUACUGCAACUCCUUUUUGUCAACUUUUCCUGGCAUAUAUAUAGAUGGUCAUGAGCCCUCGUUGUAUCCAUGCACAUUCAAGCUUUGAGCUCUUAAAGUAUUCUCCCAAACCCUAGAGAACCACAUACCCCGAUCGAUAAGCUCGUCCUUCGGAAGAAGAGGAGAGGAGAAAAAUGAAGUCAGGUGGAGUCGAAGCCGGAGAGGUUGCGAAAGCUUCCGGCGCAAGUUACGGUGUCAACAAAGGAGUGUCGGUUCUCGAUUUUAUGCUGAGGAUACUUGCAUUCGUGUGUGCCCUCGGGAGCGCCAUAGCCAUGGGGACGACGGAUGAGACGCUUCCUUUCUUCACUCAGUUCAUCAGAUUCCGCGCUAGAUAUGACGACCUCCCAACUUUCACGUUUUUCGUGAUCGCUAAUUCCAUUGUUUGCGCCUACCUCGUCCUCUCACUCCCAGUCUCUAUCUUCCACAUCAUGAGGAGUGCUGCGCAAAAUAGUAGAAUUGUCUUGGUCAUCUUCGACACGGCGAUGUUGGCGCUGUUAACGGCGGGAGCUUCGGCCUCGGCGGGUAUUGUGUACUUGGCCCAUAAAGGGAACACCAAGGCUAACUGGUUCUCCAUCUGCCAGCAAUUCCACUCUUUCUGCGAGCGCAUCUCGGGCUCUCUGAUCGGGUCGUUCGGCGGAGUCAUCUUGUUCGUGCUCCUAAUCCUGCUGUCCGCCAUCGCGCUGUCUCGCCGUUGA
Messenger RNA from Syzygium oleosum, 963 nucleotides. Its product is annotated as casparian strip membrane protein 1. The coding region runs from base 403 to 963 and encodes 186 amino acids. The record is from RefSeq and is a predicted model, not a curated record. Lineage: Eukaryota; Viridiplantae; Streptophyta; Magnoliopsida; Myrtales; Myrtaceae. The transcript has 3 exons.